AUGCGAAUAAUCUGCAUUUUUAAGAUCGUCUGCGCUAUUAUUUCGAUAAUUCUAAACUGUAUUCUAACAUUAUUGAUUCUGAAAAAGUCGCCGCCAAAACUUGGAGCCUACAAGUACUUGAUGAUUUAUAUUGCACUUUUUGAAGGGUACUAUUCGAUUUGGGACUUGAUUACAGAACCGAUCGUCCACUCCUACAAAGCCGCGUUUGUUGUCCUUCGUGACUUCAAUGGAUCGGUUUUUGACCGUGAAAUCAGUUUCAUCUUAAUUUGUGUCUAUUGUGGGCUUUUUGGGUUUUCACUGGCCAUUUUUGGAGUACAUUUCAUUUACAGAUAUGGUGCUGUUAAUAAAACAUUUAUGGACAAGUUCCUACCUGGGAAUCAAGUCUACAUACUGUUCCUAAUCCCCAUGUGGUAUUUCACAUGGUGGGGUGUCCUAUGCUAUAUCUAUUUUCAUUUCAGCCCAAGAACAGAUGCGUAUAUGGAAGAAACCAUCGAAUCCCAUUUUGCUCUUUCAAUCAACGAUUCUUCCUACAUUUGUGUGUAUUAUCAACCAACUGGAGAAGACGGAAAACCUCAUCCAGAUCCCAAGAUUUUCUUUGCAAUUGGUUGUAUGUGGUAUAUGGUGAUCUCCUCAAUGUUCUGCGUCUUCUACUUUGGCAUCCGAUGUUACAGUCAGAUCAGUAACACCAUUUCUCAAACAUCCACAACUUCCACAUCUCUCAAAAACCUCCAAUCCCAACUUUUCAACGCUCUAGUAGUUCAAACUAUCAUCCCACUGGUCCUCAUGUACAUCCCAAUUGGAAUCCUAUUCUUCUUCCCAAUGGUUAUUUGGGAAUUACCAUUUACCACCAGUUUUGUGGGCUACACGAUUGCCUUGUACCCAGCUAUCGAUCCAUUACCAAAUAUGAUUAUUAUACGGUUUUAUAGACAGGCUAUAAUUGAUUUCUUCUUGAAAAUUCUGGGACGGAAGAAAAAUGCAAACCAGUUCAAUUCUAUCAAUUUGGUGGAAGUGGCUCCGAUAUCUUGA
Molecule: messenger RNA, 1026 nt
Organism: Caenorhabditis briggsae
Lineage: Eukaryota; Metazoa; Nematoda; Chromadorea; Rhabditida; Rhabditidae
Exons: 6
Coding region: 1-1026 (341 amino acids)
Biological process (GO): G protein-coupled receptor signaling pathway; olfactory behavior
Molecular function (GO): G protein-coupled olfactory receptor activity
Source: RefSeq, a predicted model, not a curated record